AUGAGUGCCGACGCUGUCUGCAGGGCAGAAGCGGACUCGGAGCACAACGCCGAGCUAGAUGACAUGGUGGCUGCCAUGAACGUGUCUGCCAACCGUAUGACCCCGCCUAAUGGCUGCAGGUCAGGUGCUCCAAGGGCCACCAGCUCUCACAGAGCUCGCCUCUCUGACAGGAAGAUGUCGCUGCAGGAGCGCCGCAUUUCUCGGCAGCCAACCAUUGAGACCAAACGUGUGUCUAUCACAGACGCUGAUGACUUUGUCCAGCUCAACCAGUAUAAGUUGAAGAAUGAGAUUGGAAAGGGUUCAUACGGCGUGGUGAAACUAGCUUAUAAUGAAGAUUCUGAACAGUAUUAUGCAAUGAAAGUUGUUUCAAAGAAGAGGCUAAUGAGACAGUGGGGAUUUUUGCGCCGCCUGCCUCCUCAGGGGAAGGAUGCAGUCCCUAAAGCCACAAUGCCCCUGGAGAGAGUGUACAAGGAGAUCGCCAUCCUUAAGAAACUGCACCAUCCUCAUGUGGUGAAACUAGUGGAGGUACUUGAUGAUCCUGAUGAAGAUGGACUUCACAUGGCUUUCGAAUUGAUGCCGAAAGGACCAGUGAUGGAGGUGCCUACAGACAUCCCUUUUACAGAGGAGCAGGCUCGCUUUUACUUCCGAGACAUCAUCUUGGGUAUAGAGUAUUUGCACUACCACAAGAUCAUCCACAGAGACAUUAAACCUUCCAACCUGCUGCUGGGGGACGACGGUCAUGUCAAGAUCGCAGACUUUGGAGUGAGCAACGAGUUUGAGGGGUCAGACGCCCUCCUGUCGAGCACAGCGGGGACGCCAGCCUUCAUGGCCCCUGAGAUGAUGACUGAAUGCGAGCAGAGCUUCAGCGGAAAGGCAUUAGACGUGUGGGCGAUUGGAGUCACACUCUACUGUUUUGUCUUUGGGAUGUGCCCUUUUUAUGAUGAAUAUAUCGUUUCUCUGCACAACAAGAUCAAGAACAAACCUGUGGAGUUUCCAGAAGCGCCAUCGAUAAGUGCUGAACUGAAGGAGCUCAUUGAAAGGAUGUUGGAUAAAAACCCUGAAACAAGAAUCACCAUCCCUGAAAUUAAGCUCCACCCGUGGGUGACAGAGAAUGGCUCAGAUCCUCUCCCUCUGGAGGAGGAACACUGCACGGCAGUAGAGGUCACAGAGGAGGAGGUGCAGAACAGUGUCAAACUCAUCCCCAGCCUCUCAGCUGUGAUUCUGGUGAAGUCCAUGCUGAGGAAGCGGUCUUUCAGUAAUCCCUUUGAGUGUCAGGUCAGACGGGCAGAGAGGUCCAUGUCUGCCCCUGGAGGUCUUCUUACUGGUUCUUGGGGCUUAAUAGGGUCUUCACCUCAUCUUCAUCCUUCCUUGAGGAAAAUCAGCAACGAGGGGAGCAGAGAUGGAGAGUUGGAGGACUUGUACGAAGAUGACACAUUUAUAGACUGCACAGAAUAA
Messenger RNA from Scomber japonicus (chub mackerel), 1455 nucleotides. RefSeq names its product calcium/calmodulin-dependent protein kinase kinase 1, alpha b (gene camkk1b). Bases 1 to 1455 code for a protein of 484 amino acids. The record is from RefSeq and is a predicted model, not a curated record. Gene Ontology annotation, biological process: CAMKK-AMPK signaling cascade; protein phosphorylation; activation of protein kinase activity. Gene Ontology annotation, molecular function: ATP binding; protein kinase activity. Lineage: Eukaryota; Metazoa; Chordata; Actinopteri; Scombriformes; Scombridae. The transcript has 16 exons.